This is a messenger RNA of Labrus mixtus (cuckoo wrasse), 1538 nucleotides long. Its product is annotated as armadillo repeat-containing protein 1-like. The record is from RefSeq and is a predicted model, not a curated record. The transcript is spliced from 7 exons. Gene Ontology annotation, molecular function: metal ion binding; protein binding. NCBI's taxonomy places the organism in Eukaryota, Metazoa, Chordata, Actinopteri, Labriformes, Labridae. Bases 273 to 1100 code for a protein of 275 amino acids.
GUGGGUCUUGAUAUGUCAACGUCCGGGUUCUUUUCAGCAGGAGGAGUCGCCGCAUCAUAAUUUCUGUCACUGUGAAUGGAUCCAUAAAUGUACUUUUGUAUUGAAUUUAAAUUUUAAAAACAACAACCCCUGAGUCGUGACGUCACCUGUCACCUGUCACCUGAGCGGUUGAUGACAGCUCCAGGUGAGGCGUGAGUCCGACGGUGGAGAAGCUAACUGCUAACGUUAGCCCGCAGAGAGUUGGUUCGUGUAUGGGUGACUGAAGAGCAGCCAUGAGUGCGGAGCCGGACGCCCUGGCCGUGGUCAACCAGCUGCGGGACCUGGCCGCCGACCCCAUGAACCGCAGGGCCAUCGUCCAGGACCAGGGCUGCCUGCCAGGACUCAUCCUGUUCCUGGAUAACCCCAACCCUCAGGUCGUGUACUCCGCCCUCCUGGCGAUCCGUUACCUGGCAGAAUGCCGAGCCAACCGGGAGAAGCUGAAGGGGGAGCUGGGGAUGAUGCUGAGCCUCCAGAACGUCGUGCAGAAGUCGACGACUCCCGGGGAGACGAAGCUGCUGGCGUCUGAGAUCUACGAGCUCCUUCAGGCGUCGGGCAGCGCCGACUCUGAGACAGCCGAGGAGACGGUCAGCAGCCGGCGUAAAGCCCAGUUCUUCCUGGGCUCGAGCAACAAGAGGGCCAAGACGGUCGUCCUCCACAUCGACGGGCUGGACGACUCGAGUCGGAGGAGUCUGUGCGAGGAGGCUCUGCUGAAGAUCAGAGGAGUCAUCAGCUUCACCUUCCAGAUGACCGUCAAGAGAUGCAUCGUCCGGAUCCGCUCUGACCUGAAGGCCGAGGCUCUGGCGUCUGCGAUUGCGUCCACUCUGGUGAUGACGGCUCAGCAGGUGGUGAAAGGAGAGAACGGAGACGAGGUUUUGAUCCCGUUUGCGGAGGACGGCUCGAUGGCGGUGGAGCAGAAUGUGAACCUGCCGGACUACCUCCCCGAGGACGAGAGUCCGUCUCAGGAGCCCGACAAGGCGGUGACCCGGGUGGGAUCCGGUCAGGACGGGGCCGGCUGGCUCGGCACCGCCACCAACUUCCUGUCCCGCUCCUUCUACUGGUGACCCUGCAGGCCCCGCCCCCCCUCUGUUACACCUCCCGCCUCCUCUCAGAACCAAAAUCUACCAGCUGCCAAAUGUCACCUGUGUGUGUCGGCGGCAGAGAAAAACACUGAGACAAACUGCAGUCAGAGACGAGCCGGCCCCCCAGGAGGACCGUGGAUUCUGUCUAAAGUCUCCGUGUGAACACGACCCUCCCUCUGUUACCAAAAUGUCUUAAGAGCAGCAACAUGAACAAACCGAGGACCGAGCAGGACCAACCUUCUUCUUUAUUUAUUAUUAACCACCAGACUGAGUGAAGUUCAGUCAGCUGUGCCUUCACCUCCUCGUCAUCUAUCACAUCACUUUAAAUAAAGAUCCAAAACUCAGAUCUCAGCAGAGCGAGGCGUCGAAUAAUAUCAUGUCUGAUUCAAUGCUGGGCAGUAACGCAUUACUAGUAACGCU